AUGGGCCAGCGUCGGUGUGGUGAAAAGUGCUGCUGUGGCCAUCGUCAGGCGGACGAGAGCGACGCAGAAUCCGACGACGCCUCACACCCCAGACGACGGUAUGUGUGUCUGCGUAAAUUUCUCGCCAUCACUUGCUCCCAGCUUGGCCUCCUUGUUUUCAUAAUUGCCUACCUAAUUGGCGGUUGCUUCCUGUUCACGUUUCUUGAGCGCGAAAAUCAACAGUUGCUUCUAAGUGAAGGCGUGUCUGGGAUAAAGGACGCCUAUGAAGAGCUGAAGGGAGAAGUCAGUCGGCCAACUCGAUCUGUGGACGGUGAUUCACCGUCGGCGGCACACGCUAUUGGACUUCAGUGCGUUGACAUGCAGGUGAAUGUUUUACUGGAAGAAGUUCAACGCCUUCAGCGUCGCCUGAAUAAUGAGGAGUUGCGAGUGCGUGCAGAUGAACUGAGUCAGCUGAAACAAGAGGUCACGAAUCUUGCCAUUUUGAAUGAAGAGGAGGCCUUGGGUCAAAGACUCUCUGAUUCCUUGCAGAUUAACCUAACUGCCCAGAUUGAAUCAUUUAGAAAGUACACUAUGAAUGCAAGCCGCAAAACACCCGACGAGGAGUCGAAACAACUGUUUAACUCGUUUGUUCGUUCAGUCUAUGAGGCCGUCAGAGUUGGCUGGGUCCCACCUCCCCUCACAGAGACGACCGUCGACUCCCCAACUCGCAGCUCCAUGCAACCAAGAACAUCUUCUCCUCCACAGAAUCCGGUACAGCACGAAUCAAUCCUGAAAAUGCGCGUGCCCCGAACCGAUCCGUGGUCGCCGAGUGGGUCGCUGUUUUACGUCAUAACAGUAAUAACCACAAUCGGUGAGUUGUUCGUUUUCACUGCUUUAACCGCUUUGUCAAGUAAAAGUGGGCCUUCUGGUAGUGCACACAGAUUGCCUUUUCUUGGAAAAUUAUCUCAUGGCAAGGAAAUCUGGGUCUUCUUGAUCCCAGGAGUCGGUGACCUCUUUGCAGGAUAA
Molecule: messenger RNA, 1005 nt
Organism: Mesocestoides corti
Lineage: Eukaryota; Metazoa; Platyhelminthes; Cestoda; Cyclophyllidea; Mesocestoididae
Source: the annotation of a GenBank genome assembly